ACCCUUGAUGCCGCAGGGCUUGUAGCACUAGCUGAUCUCUCUGCUGUCGCCUUGAGGACAGCCCUAAUGGGAACAGCAUCCUACCUCGACAUCCUCGUCCUCGCACCAGGAAUGCACACCCAACAAUCCGCCGACGACGUCAACCGCGGUGAAUUCCCCGCGACAGGCUCGAUGACCACCGGAAACAUUUUCCGUGUCGAGAAUCCCGCCACAGUCAGGUACCUCCAGAACAUCAGCUGCACCGGGUGCCUUGUCACCGUCAAGGUAUCUCCCAAACGUCGCCCUUGCCAUACGUUCAUGGUCCCUUUUUUAGGGAUUGACCUCUCACCCAUCUUCAUUGCCGGAACUCGCGCCGCGCUGCUGUACCUCCUCUGUCCGGUACUGACCAUCGUCGUCUUCGCGCUCCUUGCAGCCAUCGGGGACUGGUGGGGAUUAAUAGUCCUCGGGAUGCUUAUUGUCGCUCGGACGAUCAAUGUCAUCGUUAUAAAGCGGAGGAGCCGGGUACAUUGGAAGGGCGCGAAGGAGGAAGGGUAUCUGCAUCUGUUCGUGCUCCUUAGUCAGGAUCGCUGGGUCCGGUUGGAGGGGACGAUUAAUAACCUCAAGACAGUGACGGCGGGCCAGUGGUUGCGUGAUCAGAGUGCCGAAGAGGCCUUUGCUAUAGGGGUCGCUACGCUAUUGGUGUAUGCAUCUGCGGCUCUGGCGAGUAAUGCGUCGACUGUGGGAAGUUUGCUCAUUGCGUGCUUGUUGUUGUCCUCUGUUGCUUUGUUGGCACUGUGCAAUUACUCGACGAAGUGUUUGCAGAUGUAUGAUUGUAUGGUUGAGAAGGUUAAGGGAACAAAAGUGGGGUAUCCGCGGAGAAAGGAGAUGGUGAAGGAACUGAUUCAUAAAAGUCGGAGGACUGAUUGGGCUGAUAGGAUGGAGCUGGUU
This is a messenger RNA of Desarmillaria tabescens, 927 nucleotides long. RefSeq lists its product as uncharacterized. NCBI's taxonomy places the organism in Eukaryota, Fungi, Basidiomycota, Agaricomycetes, Agaricales, Physalacriaceae. The annotation marks the transcript as partial. The record is from RefSeq and is a predicted model, not a curated record. The transcript has a single exon.